GGACGAGACGGACGCAGUCGUGUGGAUCGAACCGUACGACGCGCGCGCGCUCACCGCAUACACAGGCGAACGGUACACACAUCGCGCACGCACGGCCUGGCGGAAAAACGCGAACGCUGUAACACGCGCGCCGCCGAGACCGCGACGUGCCUGUACACAAACACUAACACACACUAACGCGCGCGCGCCCGGUCUUCGCCGACGCGUAUAUCGGUUGAUCGCCUCCGAUCUGUCGGCGCCACCCGAUCCGCGAGGAUCUCCGCGAUCGCCGCACACGCGUAUAUUAUACACACCUAUCCCGUGUGUCGUGUAAACACCGCGCAAACGGUUUUUUUUAAUAAUUUUUCGUCGCAUUUUCGGGGGUUUAUUUUUGUUAAUUCGAGUUCGAACGGUCGCGCGUCGUCUACUACUACACCGUAAUAGUAUAUACCUACAAUAAUAUUAUUCCGUCGAAUUUUUUUUUUUCUUGAUUUAUCGUGCAUAUCUACCACCGUACUUCUCGUGGACAAUUUACACGCACGUGCAAACGUAAAUCAUAAUAACUGCAGUGCGAUAGUAUUAUUAUUGUAUUAUGAUCGGUUCGGCGACGGCGGUACAACAGGAUUAUUCGUAACCGCACACGGCAACAACGGCUGCACCGUCGUAUGCGCUGAGGCACAGACGCGCCCGGCCAACCCGACGGACCUUAAUCGCUAAAACCAGAAAAUGCCAGAAAAACAUUUCACUCAACUGGAAGCUGCUCCAAAAGUGUUGGGUCUUUACGGAGGAGGGACGUGGGGGUCCGUCAAGACGUUGCUUGGAGCUGGGGUGGGGGGGCUCGGGCCUUUCCCUUGCAGAGAAAACGAACCAUUCUGGAAGAUGCCUCACAAAGAUGAUUCAGACCACUGCAACAUGACGGCGGCGGCCGCGGCGAUGGUCCAGAGCUCGGCGGCUCUGUUCGGUUGUUCGGCGGCCGGUCAUAGUGGUAUCAACCAGCUAGGUGGAGUGUAUGUCAAUGGUCGUCCGUUGCCGGACUCGACGCGACAGAAAAUCGUCGAGCUUGCGCACUCGGGUGCCAGGCCGUGUGACAUAUCUCGUAUCCUGCAGGUCUCCAACGGAUGCGUGUCCAAAAUACUUGGCAGGUAUUACGAAACCGGUUCAAUCAAGCCGCGUGCCAUUGGCGGCUCUAAGCCGCGGGUUGCCACCAAUGGCGUAGUGAACAAGAUCGCCGACUACAAGCGUGAAUGUCCAUCCAUCUUCGCUUGGGAGAUCAGGGAUCGUUUGCUGUCCGAAGGAGUGUGUAGCAACGACAACAUACCGAGCGUGUCGUCCAUCAAUCGAGUGCUGAGGAACUUAGCUGCACAAAAGGAACACCAGGCCUCGUCGACGCACCAGCCGGGCGGCGGAAAUGGUCUGGGUGGUGGUGGAGGUAUCGGUGGUGGCGGCGGAACGGCAGAGUCUGUGUACGACAAGCUUCGCAUGUUCAACGGCCAAACGGGUUGGCCAUGGUACGCAGCACCACCGCCUCCACCACCGCCUUCGACUGGUGGGCCGCCCGUACACGGCGGCGCGCCGUCACCUCACCAUCCAGCACUGGUUGGCUCGGCUGGCCACCAUCCGGGAAACCCAGCGGCUGCCUCACUGGCCACGGCUACCACGGCAUCACUUACCGCCGUGUCCAGAGACGAUAUUCAGAGGAGAGCUGCUGAAUUGGCACCGGAGAGCACAUCCGAUGGCAACUCGGAGCACAAUUCGUCGGCGGAUGACGAUUCGCAACUAAGACUUAGACUGAAAAGGAAACUGCAAAGAAACAGGACUAGUUUCACCAACGACCAAAUAGACAGCUUAGAAAAAGAAUUUGAAAGAACACAUUAUCCGGACGUGUUCGCUAGAGAAAGGCUGGCGGAUAAUAUAUCUCUUCCGGAAGCAAGAAUUCAGGUGUGGUUUAGCAAUCGUCGAGCAAAAUGGCGGCGAGAAGAAAAAUUAAGAAACCAGCGUAGGGGUGGUGGUGGUGGAGGUGGUGGAGGUGGAGGCGGAGGACUCGACCAGCAAAACGGUACGCCAGCUGCUCUUUCUUCGUCAUCCGCGUCCGUAAGUCCACCGGCCGGCGCCACGUCGAACGCGGUCGGUGGAGGCGGUGGCGGUGGCGGAGGUGGCGGUGGCCACAACAACCGACUGGCGUCGAUCCAAGCGGCCGGUUUCAACCACAUGUACCAGUCCAUCUCGCAACCAAUCGCUACCAUGCCUACCGACAAUUACGGUUCUAUGUCGAGCAUGGUGUCCGGUGGCCAUCAUCACCAUCACCAUCAUCAUCCGGCCAGUUCGUAUCCAUACAUGUUCCAUCACCCGCCACCAGACUCGUUGUACAACCAUCCAGUGUCGUCAUCACCGCGCGUCCCUUGCCAGCCCGCUCCCGCGCACUCGGUCAACGCCAACACGCAUCCGGCGGCAUAUCCCACUUCUACGCAUCACGCGUCUAACACGUCACCCGGCGCUACAGGCACAGGCGUAAUAUCUGCAGGAGUAUCGGUACCGGUUCAAAUACCAUUGAGCCAAGCGCCGGAACACACAUAUUGGUCGAGAUUACAGUAAAUGGAUGAUGUUUAUCGCUGACAAGAUUUAAAUUAUGUACAUUACGACAAAUGUUCUGAGUGAUCUAAUUUUUAUUUUAAUAAACGUGAAAGAUUUUUAAAUGAUGUUUGUAUCGAUGUAGGUAUGUACGUACAUAUUAUACAAAUAUAUUAUAUAUUAUAUUGUAAGAUAUUAAAUUAUUACGUAAUAAUAAAUUGAUAUUGUAUAAAAAAUUGUUCAUUAUAAACUUAUAUUAUAACCGCAUUAAUACUAUACAGAACAAAUAUGAAUCUAUAAAUAUAUAAAUACAAAUUAUAUAUACAUAUACAUAGACUAGUAGAGAGAUAUUUAGUCGUCAAAUUUUAAUUUUGAUUCUAAUACAGUUUUCUUUUAUACUUUGUUUUAAGUUCUCGUGUUAGUCUUACUGUGUAAAAAAAUUGGAGUCUCGCAUAUCUCUAAUAAUAA
Molecule: messenger RNA, 3015 nt
Organism: Rhopalosiphum maidis (corn leaf aphid)
Lineage: Eukaryota; Metazoa; Arthropoda; Insecta; Hemiptera; Aphididae
Product: paired box protein Pax-6-like
Exons: 11
Coding region: 706-2571 (621 amino acids)
Biological process (GO): regulation of transcription by RNA polymerase II; anatomical structure development
Molecular function (GO): RNA polymerase II cis-regulatory region sequence-specific DNA binding; DNA-binding transcription factor activity, RNA polymerase II-specific
Source: RefSeq, a predicted model, not a curated record